CACAAGAAGAAGAAGAAGAAAAACAAGACAAGAGGAUGGGGGGAAAUUGAGCGUUGACUUUUGAAUUCGCCAUAAUCAACAGAUAAUAUGGCGCAGCAACAGAACAAACUCAAGCUCUAUUCUCACUGGAUAAGCUCCUGCUCCUGUCGCAUAAGAAUCGUCCUUAAUCUCAAAGGUCUGGAAUACCAGUACAUACCCGUUAACUUGCGUAAGGGGGAGCACUUGAGUCCUGACUUCCAAAAGCUGAAUCCUAUUGGGUAUGUACCGGUGCUGGUGGACUGUGACGACGUCAUUUCAGAUUCUUUUGCAAUUUUCAUGUAUCUGGAGGAGAAAUACCCUCAAAUCCCCUUAUUGCCAUCUGAUCUUCAUAAGAAGGCACUUAAUAUCCAGGUCGCAAAUAUCGUUUGCUCGAGCAUUCAGCCUCUUCAGAAUCGAGCUGUGCUGGUCUGUCUCCGAGUGAAUUUGUCUCUUUUAUGCAAUUGCAUUGAGGAAAAAGUAGGUCCGGAUGAGAAAAUUCCUUGGGCAAAAUUUCAUAUAGAGAAAGGCUUUGGAGCGCUUGAGAAGCUGUUAAAAGAUCAUGCUGGAAGAUAUGUGACCGGAGACGAAGUUUCCAUGGCAGAUGCGUUUCUAGCACCGCAGAUUGAUGCUGGGAUAAAGCGAUUCAAUGUCGACAUGGCUAGAUUCCCUAUUUUAACUCGGUUGAAUGAGGCAUAUAGUGUGCUACCGGAAUUCCAAAAGGCCAUGCCGGAGAAUCAGCCAGAUGCUCCUACGGCAUAGGGCGGUUGUUAAGAUGGUGGCUACUACUGAAUGGUGUCCGGAAGCGUAGAACAAGGGCUCUGGGCUCUUUAUUUCAUUCAGAACGAUGAUAUAAUAAGGAUUAUGUACUCCAGAAGCAUUAUAUAUAUCCAAAUUAAAUUUGAGUCAUACCGAAUUAAAUUUGAGUCGCCUCAAUUGUUAAAGGGAGUGUUGUUCUCCCUGGAUUCGAGCAGUUAGGUCGGUCAAA
Hibiscus syriacus is the source of this 1003-nucleotide messenger RNA. RefSeq names its product glutathione S-transferase zeta class-like. Lineage: Eukaryota; Viridiplantae; Streptophyta; Magnoliopsida; Malvales; Malvaceae. The record is from RefSeq and is a predicted model, not a curated record. Gene Ontology annotation, cellular component: cytoplasm. Gene Ontology annotation, biological process: glutathione metabolic process; L-phenylalanine catabolic process. The coding region runs from base 88 to 777 and encodes 229 amino acids. The transcript is spliced from 10 exons. Gene Ontology annotation, molecular function: maleylacetoacetate isomerase activity; glutathione transferase activity.